Molecule: messenger RNA, 1640 nt
Organism: Rhododendron vialii
Lineage: Eukaryota; Viridiplantae; Streptophyta; Magnoliopsida; Ericales; Ericaceae
Product: phosphomannomutase
Exons: 11
Coding region: 157-1005 (282 amino acids)
Biological process (GO): mannose metabolic process; protein N-linked glycosylation; GDP-mannose biosynthetic process
Cellular component (GO): cytosol
Molecular function (GO): phosphomannomutase activity
Source: RefSeq, a predicted model, not a curated record
CCUUGAGUACAUAUCUGUCGUAAGCGAUCGAAGCGAAGCUUCGGAACUCCUCCAUGAUCCGCUAUUUCAGAUCUCCAUCAGCUUCUGCCCUCAAUUUGUGACCCACGUUCCAUACCUUCUUCGUCACCAAUUUUCCGCAGAAAAUUUUGCAGCGAAAUGACAGCAAGGAAGCCUGGAUUAAUUGCUUUGUUCGAUGUUGAUGGGACUCUUACAGCUCCACGGAAGGGAGUUACUCCGGAUAUGCUGAAGUUCAUGCAGGAACUUCAUAAGGUUGUUACAAUUGGUGUUGUUGGUGGGUCUGACCUUGUUAAGAUAUCAGAGCAGCUUGGGAAGUCAGUUAUAAAUGAGUACGAUUAUGUAUUUGCGGAAAAUGGUCUUGUGGCAUAUAAGGACGGGAAGCUCCUUGGAACCCAGAGCUUGAAGUCUUAUCUUGGAGAAGAAACACUCAAGGAAUUCAUUAAUUUUACACUACAUUAUAUUGCUGAUUUGGAUAUCCCAAUAAAAAGAGGAACAUUUAUCGAGUUCCGCAGUGGGAUGCUCAAUGUAUCACCAAUUGGCCGAAACUGCAGCCAAGAAGAAAGGGAGAAUUUUGAAAAGUAUGACAAGGUUCACAAUAUACGCCCGAAGAUGGUGACUGUGCUCCGUGAGAAAUUUUCGCACCUUAACCUCACCUUCUCCAUAGGGGGACAAAUAAGUUUCGAUGUAUUCCCUCAAGGUUGGGACAAGACUUACUGUUUGAGAUACCUGGAAGAUUUUCAUGAAAUCCAUUUCUUUGGAGACAAAACUUACAAGGGAGGAAAUGACUUUGAGAUAUAUGAAUCAGAAAUAACUGUGGGUCACACAGGUCUGCUCUAUACUUCAGCUUAUUUAUUCCAAAAAUGCUCGACUUUUCUAUUUGCUAUAGCACCUUGUGAACAAAAUGAAUUAGUAAUUUGGGAAAAGAGAGAGCAGUUAAAAGUUAAAACAUGGCAUUUCAUUUUGUUUCAAUCUAUAUCAUUGUCAUAAUUGGAUGGAUGCAAAAAGAUGUGAGCCCAUCGCCGAAAGGGAUACAAUUGGUGACAAUUCAGUUGCAAUGUGUUCCAAAAGAUUUCACAAAUGGAACGAAAAGCACUUGUUUUAACUGCUACGUAUAAUGAAGUGGAUCAAUUGUAAUACUGGGGAUGGAAUGGCAUCAUUUUCUUUGACAACCCAAAUGAUAUUUGAAAUGGACGCGAGCAUCGAUGUUACUUCCUCCUGUGCCAUUUCAGUUUCACAAGUGAAUUUCUUGUUUGUUUGAUUUUCAGUUACCAACCCUGAUGAUACAGUACAGCAGUGUACAGAUCUCUUCCUAACCAAGCAAGUUUAAUGUCCCUGAGGCCGUAUCGACUUUGUUGCUGUCGGUUAUCUGCCCUUUGUAAUUUAAAGACAGAAAAUAAUGCACAGCAGAAAUAUCUGCUUGAUUGUGUGAUUCUGUUUCUAAGCUUCAAUGUUGUAUGCAAAAUGAUGGGCAUUAUCAUAUGCCAUAGAUCAUUAGAAGUUUCAAUUCGUUAUUUGAAUAAGAUCGCUAAGAUCGAUAAACAGUGCAAAUACUCUGAUAUAUUGUGAGAAGCUAAUAAUUUCUAUUCGGAGAGCUCAAAUAUCAUUUGAGAUUUCUUUCAUUA